This is a messenger RNA of Haliaeetus leucocephalus (bald eagle), 4711 nucleotides long. RefSeq names its product tetratricopeptide repeat domain 7A (gene TTC7A). The transcript has 21 exons. The record is from RefSeq and is a predicted model, not a curated record. Gene Ontology annotation, cellular component: plasma membrane. Gene Ontology annotation, biological process: phosphatidylinositol phosphate biosynthetic process; protein localization to plasma membrane. The coding region runs from base 46 to 2640 and encodes 864 amino acids. Gene Ontology annotation, molecular function: protein binding. NCBI's taxonomy places the organism in Eukaryota, Metazoa, Chordata, Aves, Accipitriformes, Accipitridae.
GACUCCCCGCCGGGCGGGGCGAGGCGGGCCGGACGCGGCGCUAAGAUGGCGGCCAAGGGCUCGCACUCGCACGUGAAGCUGGAGGGGGAGAUCGAGCGGUGCCGGGCGGAGGGGCACUGGGAACAGCUCCGACACCUGGCCCAGCAGCUGCUGUCGCUGGCGCGGCCCCCGCGCAAGGUGGCGGCGGCGGGGGGCGCGCAGGACGCGGAGGACUACGGGAGUAUGCUGCUUGCAGAGGCUCUGCUGGAAGAAUGUUUGAAGGAAAAGUUUGCCAAACUGAAGGACUCCAUUCCACUGACAGAGAAGAAUGAGCCAAAACUGAGUGAAGCUAAACAGUAUCUGACCAAUAUCUUAAGCAGAGGAAAGCUACGACCUAAGUACAUGACAGAAGCUAUGCUGAUCCUAGGAAAGCUUCAUUAUGUGGAGGGAUCCUACAGAGAUGCCAUCAGCAUGUAUGCAAGAGCAGGAAUUGAUGACCUCUCAACAAAAGAUGAACCUCUGUACAUGCUGCGUUUGGUAACUGAAGCCUUUGUUAUUAAAGGUCUGUCACUGGAGCGCUCAACCAACUCAAUUGCUUCACGUGCUCGACUGUGUGAAAGAGAGGAGGAAGUCAUGGCUUGUUUUGAGACAGCAUGUGUCAUUGCCCAGGUGUACUUGCAGGAGCUUGAAAAGACCUUAAACAACACACAUUCAAGGAGUAUCAAGGGCAGCAACGUGACUUACUCUGAGUUUGAACUUUCCUACUUCCUGGAAGCAGCUCUACAGAGUGCCUACGUGACUCAUUUAAAGAAGGGAAAUAUUGUGAAAGGAAUGAGGAGUCUGCGAGAAGUACUACGGACUGUGGAAACAAAAUCUACUCAGACCUUCAAAAUGACUGCAGCCAAACAGCUAGCCCAAGUACUUCUCCAUUCCCUCAGUGAAGACUGUUACUGGAGCCCUUUAUCUGAUCUGCUUCCUGAGUUCAUGAACAAGGAAGAUCAGUCUUAUGUUAGCAGUCUUUGUCGGAGGCCUGAGCUGUACACAGAAGAGAAUGCAUACUGCCCUCAAGACAACGUAGAAGAGGCUCUUCUUCUCCUCUUAAUCAGUGAAUCCAUGGCAAACCGGGACGCAGUGAUCAGCCGAGCCCCAGACCAGCAGGAUGACCGAGCUAUCAGCCUCCGGGAUGCUUCUGCAGUCUACGACCUCCUCAGUAUCACGCUGGGCAGAAGAGGGCAGUAUGUCAUGCUUUCUGAGUGCUUGGAGAGAGCCAUGAAGUUUGCAUUUGAUGAAUUUCACCUCUGGUAUCAGCUUGCCCUGUCCAUGGUGGCUUGUGGAAAGUCAGCAUAUGCUGUGUCAGUGCUCAAAGAGUGUGCUAAACUGCGACCUACAGAUCCCACCGUUCCUCUUCUGGCUGCCAAGGUCUGCAUUGGGUCACUGCACUGGCUGGAAGAAGGAGAAUACUUUGCUAAAAUGGUGAUAGACCUGGGUGAGGAUGCUGGCGAGUCCCUAGCAAAGGGUUACCUGGCACUGGGCCUGACAUACAGUCUUCAAGCUACUGAUGGUCUGGUGAAGAAUCCAUUGAAGACAGGGGAAGCUACUCUGAAGGGCACUCAGGAUGAAUUAAACAAGAAAGCACUUCAGACUUUGGAGAGAGCACGUGACUUGGCCCCAGAAGAUCACCAAAUCAUCCUCUACCUGUCACUGCAGCUGGCUCUUGUCAGACAGAUUUCUGAUGCUAUAGAACAUCUUCAAGAAGCACUGCAGCUGUGCAAAGAUGACUUGAAUUCACUUCAUCUACUGGCCCUCCUUUUUUCAGCUCAGAAGCACUAUCAGCAUGCACUGGAUGUUAUCAACAUGGCUGUUGCUGAAUACCCAGAAAGCUUUAGCUUACUCUUCACCAAAGUAAAACUGGAAUGGAUACAUAAAGGACCUGAAGAGGCUCUGGUGACAUGCAGACAUAUGUUGCAGAUGUGGCAGAUGGUAUAUAAUGUUUUACAGCACAGUGGCUCUGAGAAAGGAAGUAGUGUGACAGAAACACCAGUGAUCAAAAAGCAUAAUGGACUGCAUCUCACACUCCCGGAUGCUCAUGAUGCUGACUCUGGAUCACAGCGAGCCUCUUCCCUUGCUGCAUCAAGACUGGAACAGGCCAUGUCCGAAAUAACUAUGCAGAGCAGUGCAAUGAAGCAAGGACCUAUGCAGCUGUGGACAGCUCUUGAACAAAUUUGGCUACAAGCUGCUGAACUCUUCAUGGAACAACAGCAUCUCAAAGAAGCAAGCUUUUGUAUCCAGGAGGCAGCUAGUCUUUUCCCCACAUCUCAUGCUGUACUGUACAUGCGUGGGAAGCUUGCAGAGAUGAAAGGCAAUUUGGAGGAGGCUAGGCAAUUGUAUGAUGAAGCACUCACAGUGAAUCCAGCUGGAGUGGAAAUUAUGCACAGCCUGGGCCUGGUGCUGAGCAGACUUGAGCGGAGGGACCUGGCCCAGAAAGUCCUCAGAGAUGCCAUCCGGAUCCAAACCACCAGUCACAGGGCCUGGAACAGCCUUGGAGAGGUCUUGCAAGCUCAGGGGAAAAAUGAAGCAGCCAUCGAAUGCUUCCUCACCGCUCUGGACCUCGAAUCCAGCAGUCCUGUCAUCCCGUUCACUGUCAUACCCAGGGAGCUGUGAAACUUUGCCCUACAGCUAAGCACCUUCAUUCCAUGGCCAGACACCAAAACCAACCAAACAAACAAAGAAAAAGCCCAACAGAAAAGUGCCAUUGUAACCUGGAACUGGGCAAAAUAAUUCCAGGAUGGAGCUCAGGUCUACAUGCUUAGCUGAGACAAGGCUAACCGUAGAAGAAUUUGCAACAGGCAGAAAUAGAGAAUGCCUUUUUCUUCACAGGUGCCUGGCUAAUCUCCUGUUCAAGUUAAUAGCAAAUCUUAUUUCAAACUGUUGGUUCAGGGUGACUGUCUGUAGAAAGAUCAUGCUAGGGUACAGCUGUUCAAAGCACUUGCACCUUUCAAUUUUCAUUAAAGAUAAAAACCCCAAGCCCUGAAUUAAAGCCCAGACCUGCUCUGAACAGGAGUAAAUGCACCAACUAGCUUGACCAAGUUGUGCUUAAGCAUAUGGCUACCUCCACACAGAUCUGACAGGACAGGAAUGACAAUUAAACCAUAUAAACAUGCAGUAUAUGCUGUUUACAAAAUUAUUUCAGCUAUUUUGAUAAUCCUUUUUCCUGCCUUGCUCUUAUAUACUGCAUAUGCUCACUAUAUUUAGUGUGGCGCUUGCCUAGACCAAUUUAAAUAAAAAAUACUUCUUUUUUUAAAAGCUGCUAUUGCAGUAUUAUUCACAAAAGCAGAAAGACCAAAGACCAAAUCAGUUCACACUUGAACUAGUAUUAAAAACAUUUAUGUAUCUCCAAUUACAUAUAUUUGAAAGGCCUUACAUGAAGUAGCUAAUUAUAAACUCUGAGCUUCAUUCUUAUUAAUCACCUAUUGCAUCACUUUUAGUGGGAAAUAUAGUGAUUACCAGUAUAUAGUGACUGAACUCUGUGCUCUACUGCAUUACCAUUCCUGGCACAAAAUAUUUUCAUAUCCAUCUUUUCAUGAUACAAAAGAUGGCAGCAGUCUUUUAAGGGAAAGCAUGCUGAAAGCAGUAUGUGUAUAUAUUAAUUACUUCUUUCUUAAAACUAAAACCUUUGAUUGUCUGUAGAAAUUUCAUAUUAGAGGUACAGAGUUGAGCCUUCAGCAAAGCAGGAUAAUUUUGCGUAUCCUAUCAGAUGUAGGAGUGAAGAGCUCCUAAUCUGCACAGCCUCCCCACAGCUGGCACAGCCAGGGAGGGGGACACAGCUGCCAUACCCCCUGCUAAGCUGCUCCUUAGCUGUGCUUGACGUCCCCGGGGCCUCAGCAGCAAGGCAGAGCUGUGCCUUGCUGUCACACGGCAUGUGAGAGCCAGUCCUGUCCAGACCAGUCCCAAGAUGAAGAUGAUGCAGAAGUGAGCUGCAGGCACUUUUCUACACAAAAGGUUGGGGUUCUGCACCCGUUUCUGUCCAAAGAAGAUUUGUGACUAUGUCAUAAGUAGGUUUGCACUAAAACACGCUUUGUACUAUAGUUCUGCCCAGUAUGGUGAUCCACAACUAGUUCAUUCUGGAAAUAAUAACAUCCUCGGGCAAUAAAUGAGUAGGGGUUAUUUCUUAAAGAGCCUGAGGCUCUGGCAGCAGACUUGAAGUCAGCGUUGUUUACAAUUAUUUGGAAAUCUGCAGGCUAAUGGAGAGGUGGGGCCCUUGCACUGCUCCCAGACCACACCAUUGCAGAGCUCCUGCUCCCAGCCUCCCCUCCAGGUACUCAUGCCGAGGGAAGUACACUGCCCUUGGGUUUCUCUCAGCAGCCUGUUGCACUCCCAGGCCAAUAUUUUUAUUUUUUCCCAUUAAAUCAUGCUGGUGCAAUAGCCCAGCUUAUUCAUCUGUUCAUCGAGAGGUCUGGAGUGAACACAACACAGCCAUGAAAUGUGCUCAGCCCAUGAGGUCUCUGCCUUUCCAGUGCCACACAGGCACCAAAAUGGGCUUUUUAGGCCAGAGGCAGGUUUCCAAGGAGGCAGUGUUACCCGGACGCAUUUCUUGUUUGCAAUAGCACCAGCAGCAGAGGAAGGAGUAGGUGUUAAAGUACUAGAAUUAAAUGAGUUUCACGAAGACAAAAAGAUGCAGCAGAGACCCAUUUUGCUGUGAAGGAUGCUAUGAAGUCGGCUUGCUCUGCACUGC